Molecule: messenger RNA, 447 nt
Organism: Zasmidium cellare ATCC 36951
Lineage: Eukaryota; Fungi; Ascomycota; Dothideomycetes; Mycosphaerellales; Mycosphaerellaceae
Exons: 2
Coding region: 1-447 (148 amino acids)
Biological process (GO): sterol transport
Molecular function (GO): sterol binding
Source: RefSeq, a predicted model, not a curated record
AUGAAGUUCCUCUCCCUCAUCGCACUCGCGGCGAGCAUCACAGCCGUCGCUUCCAGCGCCAUCUCCGGCAACGCCCGCAUCGAACACUGCAAAGACUACGGCAACGACGACGCCCUCCAACUCAGCGAAGUCAACAUCGAGCCCUCACCCGCCAUCCGCGGCCAACCUAUCCGCCUGACCGCCAAAGGCCUCAGCAACACCAUCAUCAACCCAGGUGCCACCAUGGAGAUCAAGGUGCACAAGGGCGUCUUCAAGAAGACGUACACGCAGCAGCUGUGUGGCGGCGAGAACGGCUUGGAUUGCCCAACCAACCAUGUCGACUUCUCGUUCGAGGAGGUCAUUCCCAAGAGGACGCCGCAUGGGGAUUGGAAGGUCGAUGUCAAGGUCAGGGAUGGGAAGACCGAGUUGGCGUGUCUGAAGGGGAAGUUGAGGAUCGAGAAGAAGUAA